AUGCUUUAGUAAAAACUAAUUUGGUUUCUUAAUUGGUAAAUCUGUAUAGCAAUUACAACUUGUGCUAAAAUUGUCUAAAAGGCAUCAUGUUUAAGUACUUGUGGAUAUUUACAAACCGAUAAAUGCUAAGUAUUCGAUAAAUAUUCAGAUGCGUUUUCAACUGAUUAAACUACAUGUUUCGAAGAUGAUGGUUUUUUGACUGAUGGAAUAGCUUGUUUACAAAGCAGAAAUUUCAUACAGGAAUAAUCUAAGUAGCGAUGGAAUUUAUUUCUGAAACGGCUCAUCAUGCAAAUUGAAGGAAUGUUGAUAUUUUAUUGGAACUAAACAUAAACAUUGUAAACAUCAAGUUAUCAGUUGUUGUACACUGAUGGAGCUAAAUGUUUCUCUUUGGAAAUUUGCUCAAGUUAUACAGAGCUGGAUGCUACUUAAGAACGGAUGGUACUUGUAUCUACUCUUAUCAUGUUGGUUAGACUAUAGGAACCAAAUUAUGUAGAUUAAAGUAAUGUGAAGACAAUAAUUCUGCUUGUAGUAGUGUUAUACAUGGUAAAGAAUGUGUUUCUAAUACAAAGAACUGUUUUUCCAAAAGCAGUUUGUUCAACAUCCUAAAUUUUAGAAGCAUAUACUGGAGGAAGAUUAGUUGGUAAAAAUCAAUUUUUUUGCUCAUUCUCACCUACUGAUAAAGUUAACCGAACUUGCAAGACCUUUACAUAAUGAACUGAUGCAAAUACUGGCCCUACAGCAAAUGAAACUAACAAGAGUUGCAAAAAACUUAAUCUGGAACUACCACAUCUUGUAUUACCAUAUUUGUGAUACAUUUGCAAAAAAUACUGAUUGCCAACCAGUUCCAAGCUUUGAUGGUCAAGGUUUCACUGUUUGUACUAUAAAAAUUAAUAAGAGUGUGUGCAUCUGA
Paramecium pentaurelia is the source of this 910-nucleotide messenger RNA. The record is from the annotation of a GenBank genome assembly. NCBI's taxonomy places the organism in Eukaryota, Ciliophora, Oligohymenophorea, Peniculida, Parameciidae.